UGCGUCUUCGGUUUUCGGCUUUUUCUUUAAACUCGAGUUCCCUGCUCUUCCGGCCUUGUCUCCUUUCCUUUCGCCGUUCUUUUUUCCUCUCGCUUUUCGUUUUCGUCCUUUUUUUCCUCGGCGACAUCGCGCGUGCAGGCCACUCUCGCAGCUUUUGCCCCCCCCCCCCUCAUGCGAGGUUGCGGACCUGGUCGUCGGUUUCCUCAACUCUUGUGCGAGAGGAAUUCUUUUUUAGCCGCCCAGAUUCUCUGUCCUUGCCAGUUUCUCUCCGCCGAAACAGUUUUGGCGUUUCUUCUUGCCACCCUGAAAAGUCGCCUGUCUUCAACGAUCCGCCGCGCCCGCCCAGCCCCCGGAGCGCAUGUAGCGCUGUAUGUACACCGCAAAACUGCGUUUUCACUCGGCGACGAGGAAACGCCGUUUCGGUUUCUCGACGUUUGUCUAUUCUCUCGUUUCGUUCUAAGUCUCCUUUGUCACUGCCGCCCUCCUCUGAGGCGAGCUGGAUGAGAGGAAGAGGAUGGCAAGGAAGCAGAGGCGAACGACAAGCACAAAGGGCAACCCAGAGGCUCCGAGUAGAGGCGAGCAUCCCAAGAAGGUCGGUUUCCAUGGAGGAGAGGACGCCGAACUGAAAAAACGUACCUUUUUUCGAGAGAGCGACCAUGGCUUUCACAUCUGCGAACCAUCGCGAGGAGUUCUCUUGCUCCUCUCACUCCUAUUCUGGGUAUUCGCCGUCUUUCCACUCUUCUCUCGCCUAUGAUCUCUCUUCCUCUCUCAGUCCCGGCGGCUGUUCUUCGCCUGUGCCGCCUCUGCUGCCUUCUUCUCUCCUCGACUCUCCCUCACUUUCUUCUUCUUCUCUUCUCCCCCCACCCCUCUGCGUCGGCUUCUCGCCGGGGUCCUCUUCUCUCUCUUCGCACAUCUCGCAAGCGUCUUCCCCUUCUUCUUUCUCUUCCCUUCCUCUCGGCGUCGCCUCGCCUCCGCUGCCACUCACUCCGUGUGCGAACGACUCGCCUCCGCCGUGUUCGCCUCCCUUCUCUUCUUCUCCCCUCUCUUCCUCUUCCCCCUCGCCGGGCGCUUCUUCUCUCCUCUCCUCUUCUCUCCCGCCGGCGGCCUUCUCGCCUUCAGGCGCUACGCCUUCUUACGCCUUUGCUGCUCUUGCGUCCGCCGCUUCUUCGCUUUCUUCGCUCCCUCCUCUCGGCUCUUCUUCGCAGCCGGCGCCCCUGACGGCUGAGGAGAUCCGCGCUCUUCCCUUUCUCUGCAGUCGGGUGUACGUCGAGUUCAGCGCAGACGCUGCUCUGCCUCCGGAGGUUCGCCUCGCGCUGCGGUACCCUCACGGCUACGAACUCGGCGUUUCAGGGAAGAAACCAAAGGUCGGAAAACUCGAACAAGUCGCGAAGCCUGAGAAAGGCCGCGAGGCGCGUCCACGCAGAUACAAGGCAGAAGAUGUGAAGGAAAACGCAGGCGCCAAUGCAGCGAAACAUCGAAAAGAGAGCGGAGGCCCAGAUGCAGACAAGCACACACAAGCAUUGGUCCUGCAAAAGCACGGAGACCCGCCAGUUUCUUCUGCUUGUCCGACGCGCGACAAAAGGGGAAGAAACGCAUGCUUGUGCGACGGAUGCCGCCUCGCACGAGCACUCGAAGAGGCGUCAAGUCUGUUGAGACCCUUUGGCCUGUCAAUUGUGAAAAAUGCAAAGUUCUUUCAACAACCUUCUUCCUCGACCUCGCAGCUGUGUCCACCGCGUCCUCCCGCGGCUCUGCCUCCUCCCGCGUCAGCGUUCUCUCUUCCUCAAGUUCCUGGCCUCUCGUCAACGCACAAUCAUGAAACCGGACUCGCGAUCGUUCCUUACUCGCCUUCUUCUCUCUCUGUCUGUUCGCCUUUUCCCCAGGCGUCUUGCCCGUCUCUUCCUUCCCCUCCGUUCUCGUCUCCGCACUCGUCUUUGCGGUGUACGGACGCUGCGACCGUCGUGUGUACAGACCCCGAAAAGUUCUUUGCGGCGUCUGUACACCCGGCAGGUUCGCGGGUGUCCCGAGUCUCUGCUUUCGCCUCUCCUGCCUCUUCCUCGCCGUCGCUUCCUCUCGAUCUUCUGCAAGAGGUAGUGACAGAAGUAAAGAAGGCUUUGACUUCGUACGUUUUGCGGGGGAAACCACCCGCAGCUCCUGUUGGGUCUGCUCGUACCUCGCUCUCUCUCAGGUCGAAGUCUGCCGUUGGCUGUGUCUCUUCCUUCGCGUUCGGUCCGCAUGCUCCCGGCUCGCGGCUGUCAGACGCCUCCCAGAUUCGCGUCAGACUCGCCGCAUCAUCUCGUCCUGCUUUUCACUCUUCUUCCUCACACUCAGCCUCUCCCGCCUGCAGCGAAAAGGUGCCAGAAAGGCAGGGGGGGGGACGCAGCGACGUCGAGGAAGAGAAGAGAGGCUUUUACUCAGCGGGCGAGAGGAAACCUGGACAGAAGACGCGGAAGGAGGAAGACAGCAGCAUGUUCGACACGGACGCAGACACCAUGGAGGGAUGGAUCGACGCAAUCAUUCAGCUUCACGACAUCCAAAACGAAGAACGACAGGCGCUUGUCGUCACGAAUCACUACGCGGGGAUCUUCUCCAGCAAGCGCGUCGUUCUAACCUACACAAGCCACGAAUUCAGGAAUCUUCUGUUGAAAGAUCCGAGUUUGAGCUUUUCUUCCCUGUACGGUCCGAGGCUCGCGCCCGACGUCUCGCCGCUUUCAAGUGCAGCUGUCACCUCACCUUCUCUGUCUUCAGCUGCUUGGAUGGCUACACAGAAAAAGACGAGAGGCGUCGUGAACGAGAUACUUCAGCUGGUGCCGGGCUUUGCUCUCAAAACGCUUUUCUUUGACGGGGCUUAUGCCGAAGUGAGGCCGCUUCUUCGGCUUCUUCGUCGUCUGGCGUCGUCGUCUCUUUCCGCGAGUGCGUCCUUAGGUGUGAAUUCAUUCUCUUCUUUCGCCUCCUUCAGAGAGGCUGCCAAGACGUCUUUGCCUUCGUUGAAGAAGCGAGAGAGAGAGAAACAGGACAGGAGCCGCGACGGUCGGCGGAGGCCGAGCGAAAAGGGGAAGAGCGAGGAGGAAACAGAGACGGAGACUGAACAGACGAGAGAAGAGAAGAAAGAGAGCCACUCCGACGCCUCUGCGUCGACGGGGCAGGAUCGACCGGUUCUGACAAGACCUUUAAAGGUCCUGUUGUUGGUCGCGUCUUUCCCAGUGAGAAACAGCCGCGUGAGAGUCGCGCGUGCAGAAAUCGACGACCGCGCUGUUGAGGAUGUGACCACGAGACGCGCGACUAAACGCGUGAAGAUUCGAGGCUCGUUGCUUCCCCUCGGUCUCUCCCGCCUCCUUCGGGCCUUCUCCCUCCUCGGCGGAGUGUCUCUGUCUCCGGCGCCCGAGUGCCCCUGGCGCACGGGCGCGUUGGGCUCCAAACGCCCUGAGGAGGGCGCCGAGGCCGGGCCAGAGGUCCAGCGGCCGGAAAACAGAGAUAGAAGCCUGGGGUCGAGCGAAGUCUCCAAGUGUCUCGUGCUCCCUGAUUUGUCCCUUUUUUUCGUAUAUAAGCCGCAGCCGCAUGCAGGGGCUCCCUUCGCAGAUGAAGAGCUCCUGCUCUGCUCACCUCAUCGCAUGGCCUGGCGACAAUUCGGGCUUCUCGGAGGCCUUCUGAAAGAGAAGCUGCCUCUCGUCUACGAGCGCAUGCGUUCUCUUUUCCCUCCGGCGUCAUGGCGUUUCUCUCCAGAAGGCGUCGACCAACGGGGCGUGGUUAAGCAAGAGCCGCAGCCGACGCUCCUCGCCCUGCCCUCGACUGUCUCUGCAGACGAGGCGACAGACAAACGCAUCUCCACGAUUUUCGACGAGGACUUCUUGAACUCCGUCAGAGAAGAACUCUCUGGCAUUUGCUGCGUCGCUCGCCCCAUGUCCCCCGCAGAAGGCGAAGCUCUAGCGACACUCUGUCCCCUGGUGGGGGCUCGCCAGGCAGCGCAUGCGUUACGCGACCCACAGACCAGUCAAAUGUUCCGCAGAGGUCUGCGCGUCUUCAGUCACCUUUAUCCUUACAGAUUUCACAGCGCUGCAGAUGACCAGGCGUCUGCGUCUGCGUCGUCGCUUCUCUCUGCGUUUCUCGACUUCUUGCCGCCGCAACACUUCGUUUCGCAGCAUUUCCUCCACUUCGCCGCGGCCUCGCGAUCGCUGCCGGCACACACGGACCUCUUCCCCGUCUUCCGGCCCUCGUGGAUUCAAGAAAUGCGAAUUCUGACGCGAAGCGCGGUCAACGGGCGCUCCGGGCGCAGCAAGGGUUUCAAGGAGAUCCACGAUUUCCAGGAUUUCAUUCUCUUCCUCAGUGACUCUCACCGCACAAAGCAAGAAGAGGACUUGCAGCUUGCACUGCGGUCCGCUCUGACCUCCAGAGAGCGCGGUUCUUUGAUCUGCAGCGAGAAUCUGUUUUCUUCUCUCGGCACGUUUCUCUCGGUUCUCAACAGACUUUACCCAGCGCCGUCCACUCCAGGAAUCAAACAGACUGGCGCGCGGCCCCAGUCCCGCCUGUCCGUGUUCGCGGUUGUCACCUCUCCGAGUCUCCUCGCGCGCUCUUCUGCUGGCGAGAAGUUCCUCGCAGCUGUCUGCCAGCAACUGUUCACGGCCAAGAAGGAGUUCGACUGGUGUCGCGGAGUCCGCCUCGACGUCCACCUCGUCUCCCCGGGAUGGAUUUUCGAAUGCUACCACACCGGAUCGCUACGCCCGCCGUCCGGAGAGGCCUUUCACCUCGCAUGGCCUGCCGCAGAGAGCGAGAGAACUGAAGAAGACGGUCUCGGAAACGACGACUCUCAAGACGACGAAGGCGCCUCUCCAGAGACGCGGACUCUUCCAGGGAGAAGCAGCGGCAGCAGAGGCAAAGCUGAACAGCGCGAGAAAGACCGAGAAGCUGUGAGGAAGGAAGUCGAAACAGGCACAUCCCGCGACAAGGAGAACGCGCUUGUAGCCGCGAUGAAAAACAAACAGAGACGAAGCGUUGACGAAACCCACAAGGAAACAGUGAAAGUGUUUCCCAGUCUUCAGCUGGAAGACGAGGUCCCGUUCGCGCACCUGCCCCUUUGGGGUUGGCUGUUAUUUGUGUCUCCUUCAAUUCCUCUCGACCAGAAAGAUGUAGAUUUCCUGAGACGGACGCGAGGCCUUUGUCUGGUGUCGCUGCCGGAGAAUCCCCUGGAAAAUCCCGGCGUUGUUCGAAAGAGUCUCCUCGACUUCCUCCAACGUACACACCAGGUCGCGCUCUCUCGAAUUCCUUCCUUUCUCUCUCGCGUCGUCGUCUUCGCCGCAGUCAUCGUGGCUCCUCGCGAUGCAAGCACAGUUGCCGACCCAGACGCGAGAAAAAAAGACGCGACAGCCGCAGAGAGAGAAGACGCGCCUCCCAAGAUUCGGCAAGCGCGACGCUCUGCUUGCCAGCGCCCGUCAGACUCGGGUGAGGCGAGCGACGCCGCGCUUCUGCGUCUACAUGCAACAGAGGGUGAGCGCGAAGAGGUCGGCGAGAAGGAGAGGUCGAAAUGUCUCUGGAAAGAUCUGCCGAUCGCGCCAAAAGCGCGAGACAGACUCUCUCCUGCGGCGUCGCUUCUCGCAGGCACGCCUCGCCCGGGUGUGUGUACAGCCGAGGACAACGCCGCGCGGGGUCGGAACGGGGGUCGAGGCGGGAAGGCGGAGAACAACGAGGAGGCUCUGCUGUCUGGCGUCUCGACACCGGCGAAGAAGGCGAAAAGAACUUCUGUCGAGGAGGAGGAGAAAAGUCGCGUGCCUGUCUCGACUUGCUCUGCUCGCGCGUCUGCGUCGACGCCGCUGCGCGUCGCCUCAGUGUCGCGCUGCGGCCCUUGGGAAGACGCCUGCUCUCCUUCGGCGCAUUCGCCUGUCUCUGUGCCGGGCGCUCGGCGUUCGUCCAGCCGAACUCCAUCGAAGAUCUCAAGAAUGCCGAGUGCGAGAAAGAAAAGGGGCGUUUCAGAGGUGAGCUCUCCGCCUGUCUGUUCUUCGCCUCUCUCGGGAGUCCGCCCGCGAGCUUCUUCCUCGCUCUGUCGCUGUCGAGAGGCGUGUGGCGGCUCUUCAUGUUUGCCUCGACCCGCAGCGAAGAGUGGGCGAAGUUGCUCGGGGUCUCCACUCUCGAAACAAAGUCGACGACGCGCCUCAGGGCGAGAAGCAGAGAAGAAAGACGCGACCUCGCUCUCCUCCUGCGCUCGCUUCUGUCGCCUCACCUCCGUCAUUUCGUUCUGUGUGAAAGAGAAGCUCGUGACAGUUCCUGGAUUCCCGGGCAUCCCCGUCGUCCGCCUUGCGUGGGUGGAGGCGGUGCUGCGACGACGAGCUUUCCAGGCUCUCGGAUCCUUUCUGCUGCAUGCAGAGAGCGCCGAGACGCAGAGAGACUCGGAGAGCCUUCCCCGAGACUCUGAAGACAACGCAGAGGCGCCCAGCGGCAGGGUGUUGCAGGGAACGCGUCUGCGGCAGGGCGGGGAGGGUGAAGAUGGCGACGGAGCCAAGGAGGGGAGAGAAGGGAGGACUGGUGCGAAGCAAGAAAACGCUGAAGACAUGUCGGGAGCAGGCGAAGAGAUGGAGAGCUCUGAAUGUCCGAAGCAGGGAGGGCAAGGGGGGAAGAAUGGCGAAGGGGAGAACACACAAAGACGAGAAAAAAGGGGGCGACGAGAAGAAAUCAAAGACUCAAGACCCGGAGUCGAAACAAAGAAGGGGCGAAAGGGCACAGUGUAGUCACGUCUGGAGAGGGUGGCCAAUGCAGCGACUUCUUUCUGGCCUUGUCAAAGACAACUGCUUUGCUCAAAAAAGUGUUUUGUCAUAACUCUGCUUCCGGAAAGUGCGAGAUGGACCCGGAU
Messenger RNA from Toxoplasma gondii ME49, 6835 nucleotides. RefSeq lists its product as hypothetical. Lineage: Eukaryota; Apicomplexa; Conoidasida; Eucoccidiorida; Sarcocystidae. The transcript has 14 exons. The coding region runs from base 657 to 6713 and encodes 2018 amino acids. The record is from RefSeq and is a predicted model, not a curated record.